UCCCUGGUACGUCGGAUGCGCUCGAGUCCGGUCAGAGAGCGCGCACGCACUCCUCGUGGGGACAGAGAGAAAGAGAGAUAGAGGGGGAGAGAGAGAGACGUGUGAUUUCUCUUUGUACUGAAUGAAGAGUUGAGGCCGGCUCUGCUUCUUCUGUCGUCUCUUUUUAUAUAAGCGGAGUUUGCAUGCUGUAAAUAGCCCAGUAAGCCGGUUAGCCUUUACGUUUCUCCGUGGCCGUCGGUCCCCUUUGUGUGGUGGAAGCGAGCAGCCGCUGCGAAUGUCCCUUUGAGCGAUUUUUGACAACAAAAGCAUCAGGUCCAUCGUCCGUCCUUCUUCUUCUUCGGGGGAUUUUUUUCCAAGUCACAAAUUCACCAGCCGGGAUUUUUCGUUGCGGAAAAGCGACGAGCCGCACGUCCACAGACCGUUUUCUGCCUUCUUUCUGUCGCUCACUUCACACUUCUGUAGCUCCGGGGGCAUUUUUUCUCUUUCCCAAACCAAGCGACAAUGGCAGCUGUAACAAGCCCGGAGACGAGCCCUCAACCCCGGGUAUAUUUCCAGACACCGGCCGGUACCACGGAGGAGCCGGAGACACCAGUUCGGAAGCAGGGACGCGUUACCGUCAAAUAUGACCGCAAAGAGCUGAGGAAGAGACUGAACCUGGAGGAGUGGAUUAUCGACCAGCUAACGGACCUCUACGACUGUGAGGAAGAGGCCAUCCCUGAGCUGGAGAUAGAUGUGGAUGAACUGCUCGACAUGCCCAGUGAUGUUGAACGGGCAGCCAGGGUCAAGGAUUUGCUGGUUGACUGUUUUAAACCUACUGAGGACUUCGUCUCAGAGCUGCUCGACAAGAUCCGAGGGAUGCAGAAGCUCUCCACGCCUCAGAAGAAAUGAUGGCAUCCUUUCUCCCUCCAUCCUACAUAUUCCCCUCCACCUCAGCCCUCACCUCUCGUCUUCCUACCACAGCUCACGCUAUUUUUUUAAAUCUUUUUUUGUCUGUUUUCUUCCAUUAAAGUUCAUGAAAUGUUGCAACUUGUUUCUGCUUCUAGUUAGACCCUCUCUUGUUGUUGCCUGGAUCCAGCCCCAUAUGUCGCUUUUCUCUUUUGUUGUCAUGUUGUUGGACUUUCUUCAUAAAAACCAUCAGCCAAGAAGGGGAGAAAAAAGACAAAUUAAAGAGUGAAUUAAUUCAAAAGCGACUCAUUGGUCUUAAUCCAGGCAUUCUCCUUCCUCCUCUUUUCCUACUCCUACCCCUCUCUCCACCUUUUUUUUUCUUUUUUUGGCUCUGCUACCCGUUCCCAUCCAGCUCUACUUCCUCCCCACCCACCCCUACACCAUCUUCCAUCUGUCUGAGGAGGAAGAGGAGACGAGUCCCCUAAUUACUGCGAGCAGAGUGACCGAGAUCGAGAAGAAGAACGAGAGAGCGCAGAUGCCAAAAAAGACAGCGGAAGGGUGAACGAGGAGGAGGGUUAGAGGAAGGAAGAAGCCAAUCAACUCGCUUCUGUCUCACCGAUCUUUACGUUGCUGUUUUUGAGGGUUUUAAAGUUGACCCAGCCGCCCAUUAUAAUUCUUUCCAUACUUCCCGGUUCAAUUUGAGGGCUUCACUUUAGUUUUUUUUAAUUAACUCUUUCGGGGAUCAGUACAGUCUUUUGCUAGUUAUCCCCCUCAAUCAGAGGCAUUGCUGCAGUGGUGCAUUUAGAGACUGUCUUUUUUUUGUGCGCAUGUGUGUUUGUGUGUUUGAGAAGUCUGCACUAUGUCAUUUUGAGGGGAAGAAAAAUCGGAACCACAAAGAAUAAUUUAUAGUGUAUCUUUAGCACGGCAAAGAGGGGAAAUUUGAAGCCUGGAAAGGGUCACCGGCUUGUUUUUGGUGGUCACGGGCUUAAAAACACUGAUCCUUUGGAAGCAAGUUCUCUUUAGGCUGGAUGUCAAAGUAGAAAGUUUCUUUUUCCUCAAAUGCGUAGAACAGUCACGAGAGGCUCCUCAGAAGCCGCUGCACAUACAAACGUAUGUCUGUGUCGCUAAAUGCUACGUGUGUGUUGCUACAUAAUGUACAGCAACAUUUGUCAUAGGAGUGUUUUUGGGCCUGUAUAUUCUGCUGUUCUGUAUGACAGAUUAGAUUUUUAGUAUAGGACUGGUUCCUGUUUCGUUUGGGGGUUGGGGGGGGGGUUCUGUUUUUGUUUCCUGGAUGCAUUUUUUGUCACACGGACACACACUGACAGUCCAACAAGGGGUCCCAAAACAAAGCUGCCUUUUUUUAAAUCACUGCCCCUAACCCUUCCAUCUCAUUCUCACAAUUUCUCCUUUUUUCUAAAACAUUAUUAGACUAAACCAUUAUACUUUUUUGAGGGGGGGGGGGCGUUCAGAGCAGCCACAUCUCUGACAUUUGUCCUCUGCCUGACAUGCCAGUGGAAUCACCGCUAACAUUGCUCAAAUCAAAGCAUGCAUUUUUCUUUCUCUGUCACACACACGCACACAGCUUCUCGGGGCGGAGGAAGCGGAAACGCAUCGGCAAACACAGCUGCCUCUAGCACAGAUGUGCACACACACAAACACCAGGCACAGUCAGAGAGAGAGGGAGACGAGGCCAUAGUCCACCGCUGCCCCCCUCCAUCCUCCCGGUGCAGCUACCAAUCCUCUCAGAGAAUAAGCCAUCUGUUUCUGAUCCUGGGCCAAUCAGAUCAGAGACCGAAGCCCAUUGGUUAACAAGAGAAGCGGCGAGAUUUCGCUGUGGUUCCUGUGACCGAUUGCUAACACCUGCAGUGACAGCAGACCUUCGCUGUCUGCCUCUUUCUCUGGUAGAGCCAAAAGGCACAUGUGUACACACAUCCCCCACUUUUCUCUUUUGCCUUCCCUCAUCCCAUCAUCCCACAGUCACCCUUCUCUCCUCCCUCCCUUUUUCCUUUCUUUUUCAUUUUUUGUUUUUUUAUAAAGAGAUGUUGCCUUAGGUAUUAUUUAUGUUACACAAACCAAAUAAACAGGAGACAUUUUUCUUUUAAAGGGUAAUGCAAGCUGCUGCCAUGUGUGAGCAGACCUGCAGUGUGUGGGGAAAAAUCUUGAAUCUUCUGUUGGUCCUUAUAUACUCUUUCUUCUUUUUCUGGAAAACAAACUGAGAUUCUGUUUUUUGAUUUGUUGUUUUUUUUUUUAAAGAAGUGAGUGUUUAAUACUUAGGCCUUGAUACAGUGAUUUUUGUUUAGGUAAAAGAUGUUCUUUGCAUUUACCAUUUGAAUACUGCUCUGUUUCUAUCGUGAUCAUGACACUUCUUGACACCCGGCCUUGGAUUAACACA
Pundamilia nyererei is the source of this 3277-nucleotide messenger RNA. It is a transcript of the gene ppp1r14bb, whose product is annotated as protein phosphatase 1, regulatory (inhibitor) subunit 14Bb. The transcript is spliced from 4 exons. The record is from RefSeq and is a predicted model, not a curated record. Bases 502 to 888 code for a protein of 128 amino acids. Lineage: Eukaryota; Metazoa; Chordata; Actinopteri; Cichliformes; Cichlidae. Gene Ontology annotation, biological process: regulation of phosphorylation; innate immune response. Gene Ontology annotation, cellular component: cytoplasm. Gene Ontology annotation, molecular function: protein serine/threonine phosphatase inhibitor activity.